This is a messenger RNA of Zingiber officinale, 1174 nucleotides long. RefSeq names its product putative uridine kinase C227.14. The transcript has 12 exons. The coding region runs from base 41 to 973 and encodes 310 amino acids. Lineage: Eukaryota; Viridiplantae; Streptophyta; Magnoliopsida; Zingiberales; Zingiberaceae. The record is from RefSeq and is a predicted model, not a curated record. Gene Ontology annotation, cellular component: cytoplasm. Gene Ontology annotation, molecular function: kinase activity; ATP binding.
UAAGAUAAUAAGAACAGGAAUCCCUGCCUAUUUCAGUAUCAUGGAAUCCUCGAUCUUCUCCUGCUCUUCCUCCUCCGGUCUUCGCUGCGCUCGUCCAGGUUCUGUGAUAGUUUAUAGAAACCAUGUCACGUGUCAUCAUUUUCACGACUCAACUGGUUUGGCUUCUAGAGGGAACAUGAAACUGAUUUUAGGUCAAACAUCCAUCUUUUCCCAGAAACAAAAGAAUCAGAAGGUUCUAUUGUAUCAAAAGAAAGAAGCUCCAAUUCUAGCUGAAAGCAGGUCCAUUGAAAAGGUAUAUGAAUCCUUGGCCGAAAGACUUAGUUCAUCUCUUGGAAAGGUUCAAGGGCUAAAUUCAAAGUAUAUUGUUGGUUUAGCUGGUCCUCCUGGUGCUGGUAAGACCACUCUAGCCUCAGAAGUAGCUUGCCGCUUAAACAAACUUUGGUCCAAGAGUGUUGAAAUAUGUGAGGCUUCACCUCAUGAAGUUGCUGUCGUUCUUCCUAUGGAUGGAUUUCAUCUCUAUCGCUCCCAGCUGGAUGCUAUGGACAAUCCUAAGGAAGCGCAUGCACGAAGAGGAGCACCAUGGACAUUCAACCCAGAGCUGCUUUUUAAAUGCCUUCAUGCUUUACGGAAGGAGGGACAAACAUAUGCUCCUUCAUUUGAUCAUGGAGUUGGUGAUCCGGUAGAAGACGAUGUAUUCGUAAGACCCGAACACAAAAUAGUGAUCGUUGAAGGGAAUUACUUAUUCUUGGAAGAAGGAAUGUGGCAGGAUAUUUGUUCCAUAUUUGAUGAGAAAUGGUUUAUUGACAUUGACAUUGAUGUAUCUAUGAAACGGGUCCUUAAAAGGCAUAUCUCUACAGGAAAAGAGCCAGAUGUUGCUAAAUGGCGGAUUGAGUAUAAUGAUCGGCCAAAUGCAGAGCUCAUAAUGCGAUCAAAGAAAAAUGCAGAUCUUGUAAUAAGGUCAGUGGAUUUCUGAUGCAAGUUUUUUUAUGUAUUUAUCACAAUAAAAUAAAGCAAAUAUGAUAGGAAUUUCUGUCAAAUUUUCCUGUGUGUUGAUUGCAUUUAUCUGUAAUCAUAAAUUUGUGUUAAGUUUUUUUUUCCCUUUUUUUUCUACAUAUAUAUUUUUAUGUAUAUAUAUUAAUAUAUACAAUCUCCAGAAAUGCUAGUGUUAAGUUUU